Rangifer tarandus platyrhynchus (Svalbard reindeer) is the source of this 588-nucleotide messenger RNA. The record is from the annotation of a GenBank genome assembly. Lineage: Eukaryota; Metazoa; Chordata; Mammalia; Artiodactyla; Cervidae.
AUGGGGUGCACACGCGAUGCCAUCCUGGAUGCGCUAGAGAACCUGACUGCAGACGAGUUCAAAAAGUUCAAGAUGAAGCUGCUUUCAGUGCCGCUGCGGGAAGGCUUUGGACGCAUCCCCCGGGGGACCCUGCUGCCCCUGGACGCCGUGGACCUCACCGACAAGCUCGUGAGUUACUACCUGGAGGCUUACGGCGCCGAACUCACGGCGCUUGUGCUUCGCGACAUGGGCAUGCAGGAGGUGGCAGAGCAGCUGCAGGAGGCCAUGAGCAAGGGCCCUAGAAACGUGCCAGCCGAGGUCAGGGCCCCUCUCCAGAAGACAGCCAAGCCAGGACCACACUUUGUGGACCAGCAUCGGGCAGCACUCAUUGCACGGGUCACAGUCGUGGAUGGGGUGCUGGAUGCCCUGUACGGGAAGGUCCUGACAGAGGGUCAGUACCAGGCAGUGCGGGCGGAGCGCACCAGUUCGGAGAAGAUGAGGAAGCUCUUCAGCUUUGCUCCAGCCUGGAACCUGGCCUGCAAGGAUCUGCUCCUCCAGGCCCUGAGAGACAACCAGCCCUACCUGGUGGACGACCUGGAGCAGAGCUAA